Molecule: messenger RNA, 768 nt
Organism: Nicotiana tabacum (common tobacco)
Lineage: Eukaryota; Viridiplantae; Streptophyta; Magnoliopsida; Solanales; Solanaceae
Source: RefSeq, a predicted model, not a curated record
AUGACACUUCGAUACAUACCUCCUCAAGUUGUUGAUAGGCAACCAGUAGUGCAACUAGAACUUCAGGAUGUGGUGGAAGAAGAGGGGAAAUGGAAUGUGGCGAUGAUUGCGUAUAUAAUUGGAGAAAAUCCUGGUUAUAAUACAAUGAAGAGAUAUAUUGCACUGCAUUGGCUAGAUAUUACUGAACCUGACUUGUUCUUACAUGAUGAGGGUUAUUAUAUGAUUAAGUUCCAAUCAAUGGUGGAUAUGCACAAAGUGUUCUAUGAUGGUCCACACACCAUCAACAAUAGACCAAUAAUUGUAAAGAUAUGGACACCUGAUUUUGAUUUAAGCCAGGAAUUCCUAGCUGAUAUCCCUCUAUGGGUUAUACUCCCUAAACUACCUAUGAGUUGCUGGGGUAGUGAAUCUCUAAGUAAGAUCGCCAGUGCAAUUGGAAAACUUUUAUUUGCAGAUGAAUGCACUACCAAGCAAACAAGAAUCUCCUAUGCGAGGAUGCUGAUAGAAGUCAAUAUAACAAAGACCCUGCCUACAGAGAUAACUGUUAUGGAUCCUAGAGGCAGAAAACUCCAACAGCAGUUGGCGUAUGAUUGGAAACCUAACUAUUGUGACAAAUGCCAGAUGAUUGGGCACAUAUGCCCUGCUCAGAAAGGGCCUAAAAUGCAGAAGAAUGAGAAGCCAAAACGAAGAAGAGAACAAAAGAAAGUAACAUAUGAAUGGAGAUAUAAAGGACCAGUGGGGGUUGAAACUACCAACAAAGUGAAUCGAUAA